GCCGCCGCCGCUGGUCCCGGGGCGCCUCCCACCUCGCCGCCGGGGGCGGUCCGGGGCCGCCGCGGCAGGACGCGCGGGCGGCGGGGCCGGGGCGGGCGCUGGCGAGCAAGGCGCCGGGCCGACCCGCUCCCGCUGCCGCGCGGCCGGGCCCGCCCUCGGGGGGGCGGGGGAGCCGCCGCCGGGCUCACGGCAGGGCGGGCGGGGGCGGCGCAGCUCCCCGGGCAGGGGGGUCCGCACCUGGCGCGGCCUGGCGGAGCCCCCCUCCCGGUGCCGGCGGCGGCCGCCGGUCUGCCCGCCCCCUCGGCAGGCGGCCGGAGCCAAGGCUUCCCCGGGGGGCGCGGGGGGCUUUCCCGGCGCUCGCUCCGCGCCUCCUCCCGGUGUCCCCGGCCCCGCUCAGCGCCGCCCGCCGGGGUGCGCGCUGCAGAGCUGCCCGCCUUUCCCUGUAAAGCGAGAAAUGCCGCUUCCCGUGCCCGUCCCCGCCUGCCCGCCCCGCGGGGUGCGCGGCAGCAGAGCGGCCCCGCCGGCGGCAGCCGCCCGGUGCACACGCCGCUGCGCUCCCCGCCGUGUGAGCCAGGGCUUGGCCGCGGCUCCGCGCCCGCCCCGGCUCCCUGGUGGCGGCUGCUUCUUCAGACCCAGGCUUCUGUGUUUGUCUAUCGCCAGCGCAGGUUUCGGGAGGGAGAAGCUGAUUGUCUGGUUCUCUUCACCGUAGGCAGUCUGGAUUGCAGAGAGAGCCCUGGAUCUUUGCAGCCUUCUGCUCCAGCUGCUAGGGAGGGAAAAAGCUGGAAACCGACCUGCAGCUGCUGCUUGUGGAAGGGGAGGCACACCCGACGCCAUUCUGGGGUUGUUUGCCCAAGUGCUUCGUCCUGAAAAGACUCUGAAACAAUCAGGCGGCAUCUGAGAAGUGAAUGGAAAGUUUGAAGUCGUGAGGGUUUUUUUCUUUCUAGCAGUACCAGGCUCCUCGCUCUUGGACGCUUUUGUCCACAUGGCGUGGAUACGUGCUAAAUUUAUCAAGUCCUGACUACUUCAGCUGCCAAAAUAAAGUGCUUUCUCACUUUUAGAUACUGUUUUUCUUCUAGGAAUCAUUCCAUCUGAAUUGCAGGCAUAGCCAGCUUUGUUGUCUGGCUCCAGGUUAAAUGCAGCCUGAGUCACAGUGUCGACAUCGCUGAAAAGUUUCAUGGCAGAUAUUUUCCCCCUUGUCUUAUUUUUUAGAUUUUCUGACAUAGCUUUCUGCCAUUUUGCAAUGAGACCUAAUUUCUAAAUGAAGAAUCUGAUAGACGUUCGUUUAUCAUUUUUUAUUUUAUUUAGUUUUAUAUAAUUUUAAAUUUAUAUCAUUUAGUUACUGUUUUUGUUGAAAAAUGUUGUUGCCAAUAAGCAGCAUGGAGGUAUCCAGAUAGCUGUUGUUUACGGAUGCCUCUGUUAGCUGAAGCAAGGGGGUGUUCCACAGUUCAGAUGUGAAAUUUGUUUUUUUGGCUUCAUGGUUUGUGGUGUGACAACUGUAUUUAUUUCACCUGGAUCUCCUGGACCUGAUGCUGCUUAUAGGGAUACAUACAUGGAAUAGCCAAGAGAAGAAGCUGUCAGAGGAAAAAAAAGCUUUUUAAGACAGAGAAUUUUCAAAUUUUGGAAAUAGCCUUGUGGAAUCUGUAAACAAGGAUGGGUAGCUGAUUUCUGUGAGGCCAAGUCUGUGUCAGACAGCUACGAAUGUAGUAUCAGCGAGAACUCAGGAUACUCCCUCAAGGACAACAAACUGGAAAAAUAUAAGUCACACGGUAUUGACACCUUGUGCAGUCCUCUUGGAUUAGGUUUGCAUUUAGCUGUAUUGCCACUGCCUCAAAGAAGAUGAAGACGGACAGAACAACUUAAUUCAAAAGCACUGGCCAUGAGGUGCUGAAGCCUUGUUUCAUUGAUUCGGAGAGACUGGACCUAAAUGGCGCAGCAUGACUUUGCUCCAGCCUGGCUUAAUUUUCCUACUCCACCAUCAUCAACAAAGUCAUCACUGAACCUUGAGAAACAUUAUGAAAAUUUUUCAUGGACAGAGAAUCGUUAUGAAGCAAAUUGCAGAAGACACAGCUCUUCGGAUGGGUUUGAUCCUAACAUUGGACGGUCUAAUGGAGGGCAUUUUGGGAGAAGAGAGAGGAAUGGUUGGCGUGUACAAGGCAGAAAUGGUUCAGAAAAUACAAACCAUCGUGGAGGAUACCAUAGUGGAGGUUCCCGUGCUCGUACCAGGACUUUCCACUGUGGAAAAGGCCAGGGAUGGCAUGAAGACAAUGUACCUGAUACUGAAACUGGGAAAAAGGAAGACAAAGUAGUACCCAAACAAUUUGAGGCUGAGGAUUUUCCAUCUUUGAACCCUGAAUAUGAGAGGGAACCAAACCAGAAUAAAUCUUUAGCUGCAGGUGUGUGGGAGUACCCUUUGAAUCCUAAGUCUAGAUCUCCGAGAAUGCUGGUCAUUAAAAAGGGCAAUACAAAAGAACUGCAGAUAUCUGGAUUCCCAGUAGUAGGAAGUCUUCAUUCACAGUCAGUAAGGGAUGGAACUGGCACAAGUAUUUAUAAAGGAUUAGUCCCUAAACCUGUCACUCCACCUGCAAAGCCUACACAGUGGAAAAGCCAAGCAAAAGAAAAUAAACUUGGGAAUCCGUUUCCUCAUGAGUCUGCAUCCGGUGUUGGCAGUUUCAGUCCUUUCACAUCAAUUGCCAAGGCAUUUACUGUAUCACAAAAUUCAGUGAAAGAGUGUAUUCGGUCAAAUUCUUCAUCCCCUGUUGACAAAGUUGGUCAGCCUCGUUUAACAAAAUUGACAAGAAUGCGGGUUGAUAAGAAGAGUGAAUUUUUGAAAGCAUUGAAACAAGAUAGAGUGGAAGAGAAACAUGAAGAUGAGAGUCAUGCUGGGCAAGAGAAGGAUGAUGAGUCCUUUAACUCGUGUAACAGCAACAGUCCUCAUCAUGAGAGAGAUAUAAACCAAAACUUUGAAAGUGAAAUUCUGCAGGAGAAUGGCAAUGCUUCAAUUACAUCUCAACAGAUCAUUCAAUCUUCAACUUUCCCUCAGGCAGAUGUUCUUUCAAGCUCACUUGAGGCAGAGCAUAGGCUGUUGAAGGAGAUGGGCUGGCAGGAAGACACUGAAAAUGAUGAAACAUUUGCUCCCUUAACAGAGGAUGAGAUGAGGGAGUUCCGAAUCAUUAGUGAACAGUUACAAAAAAAUGGCCUUCGGAAAAACAUCAUUUUGAAAAAUGACCUUAUCUGUGACUUUAAAUUUAGCCCCUGGAAAAACAGCACUUUCACAUCUGCUCUGGAGAAUGAGGAUUCUGAGACAAGCAGCAGUGAUACGUCAGAUGAUGAUGACGUGUGAAGACUUCUGUGACAUCUGUAGAAGCCCGUUCUAAUCUGAUUAAAGUUUGGGGAUGGGUAGUCCACAAAAAAAUCUCGAAUUUAUAUAGUAAGAUACCCACUAGCGGAAGAAUGAUGGGACUUCUGUCUGAGGGAAGGAAGGAAUGUUGUAUUGGGUGUGUUGAAUAUUCACUACGAUUCCUUCGUAAAUGAAUAUUGUAGAACGAGGACAUGGGUUGACCCGGCAUUGGCUGUCUUCAUCACUGAAACAUUUAUGACUAGCAAUGUGACAAUGUCAUAAAUCGGACUUUCUCAUUUAAUAAUAAAACCGAAGAAUUGUGUAA
Falco peregrinus (peregrine falcon) is the source of this 3662-nucleotide messenger RNA. RefSeq names its product GC-rich promoter binding protein 1 (gene GPBP1). The transcript is spliced from 12 exons. The record is from RefSeq and is a predicted model, not a curated record. Gene Ontology annotation, cellular component: nucleus. The coding region runs from base 1925 to 3340 and encodes 471 amino acids. Gene Ontology annotation, molecular function: RNA binding; DNA binding. Gene Ontology annotation, biological process: positive regulation of DNA-templated transcription; DNA-templated transcription. Lineage: Eukaryota; Metazoa; Chordata; Aves; Falconiformes; Falconidae.